This is a messenger RNA of Gadus macrocephalus (Pacific cod), 3277 nucleotides long. RefSeq names its product thyroid peroxidase (gene tpo). The transcript has 11 exons. Gene Ontology annotation, biological process: response to oxidative stress. Lineage: Eukaryota; Metazoa; Chordata; Actinopteri; Gadiformes; Gadidae. Bases 1 to 2382 code for a protein of 793 amino acids. Gene Ontology annotation, molecular function: heme binding; peroxidase activity. The record is from RefSeq and is a predicted model, not a curated record.
AUGGAAGCCCCGGAGCGGGAGAACUCGGACGCAGAACCAGGAAAGACGUCGUCCAAGGAGGCGACGUCGUCAACCUCGAAGUGCUCGUCGGCGUCCUGGGCGUACGGAACUCCGGCCCCGAAGAUGUCGAUGGCCUCAGCGAGAUCCACCGACGGGGAGAAAAAGAGAUGCCUCGCUGUUUUAGCGCAGAACAACAGUGUGGUGAUUAGUAGUGGCAAGACCUCGUCCCUGACGUUUUCAUUCUUCCGCCAAGUUGAGCCUGGGUCCUUGAUGGUUUCUCAAGCUGCUGAGGUCUUUGAAAAGAACUUGCAACUAUUAAAAGAUGAAGCAAAAUGGAGAAAUAAAAGGGAUAUGGUUGCUUCAGAGCAUAUUCCAUUGGAGGAUCUGGAGUUCAUGGCAGACUUAUCUGGUUGCCCUUCACCCGCACAUGCAGCCAUUUGUCUAUGGCAAAGUCCUUUGGACAACUACCGAACCAUUUCUGGUCUCUGCAAUAACAGACACAAUCCUACAUGGGGUGCAGCUAACACUGCCUUGGUCCGAUGGCUUCCAGCGCAAUAUGAAGAUGGAGAGAAGCAGCCUAAGGGUUGGAACCCUGGACGGCUUCAUAAUGGAUUUACACUUCCCCUGGUAGAAGCAGUCAGCAAGAAAAUAAUGAAAUCCUCUUUCAAACGGAAAGAGAAUUUGUAUUCUCAAUUGAUGAUUGAAUGGGGACAGUUCAUAGACCACGACAUAACCUUCACCCCUCAGAGCACUCGAGAUGCUGCUGAUAUAGGGGUGGAUUGUCUUGGCACAUGCCAAAAUAUCCACCCAUGCUUUCCAAUUCAGUCACAUGAUCUGCAGUCAGCUGCCAAAGGCUGCAUGCCUUUUUUUCGAUCCUCACCAGCCUGUAUUGACAAUCUUCAAUUGGCAAACAAUUUUCUUUUACAGCGUCAGCAAAUUAAUACAAUAACAUCAUUUAUUGACGCCUCUGUUGUGUACGGUCACACGCUAGAAUUACAGAGCCUUAUACGCAAUUACACUAGCUCGACUGGCAGGUUAGCUAUUAAUAAGAUAUUCAAAGAUGGAGAAGGCAGACCAUACCUGCCAUCUGUGGAAGCCAGCCCAUCUGCUUGCUUCCAGAAUCCUAGGGCAGCUCAAGAGGACCCAAGAGUAGAGUGUUUUGCUGCUGGGGAUGGUCGAGUCAAUGAAGGUCUUUCCCUGAUCGCCCUGCAUACCCUGUGGCUGAGGGAACACAAUCGGUUGGCAGGUGCCUUGAAAGUAUUAAAUAGUCAUUGGAGCAAAGAGACUGUGUACCAAGAGACCCGCAAGAUCAUUGGAGCUCUACAUCAGAUUAUAACAAUGAGGGAUUAUAUUCCAAAAAUAAUUGGGCAGGAAUCAUUUGAUCGCUACAUUGGACCCUAUAUGGGCUAUGAUCCAACAGUGAACCCCUCAGCCUCAAAUGUGUUUGCCACUGCUGCAUUUCGGUUUGGCCAUGCCACCAUCUCUACAGUUGUGAGGAGACUUAAUGAAAGCUUCCAGACACAUGAGCAAUUUACUCACCUGAGACUACACCACACAUUCUUUAGUCCAUGGAGAAUAGUCAAAGAAGGUGGGAUUGAACCAGUGCUCCGAGGUCUGAUGGGUACGGCUGCAACGUCUGUGAGCACAGAUAAAUUAAUAGCAGAGGAGAUGACGGAGAAGCUAGUUGUACUCAACAUCCAAUGGAAAUUGGACUUGGCUGCUCUGAACCUCCAAAGGGGACGCGAUCAUGCCCUUGCUGGAUUCAAUGACUGGAGAGAAUUUUGUGGACUCAAGCGUUUAAAGAUAAAAGAAGAUUUCCAAGAUGUGGUCAAAGACAAGAUAAUUGUUAAUAAGAUACUGAAAAUGUAUAAAACCCCGGACAAUAUUGAUGUUUGGUUAGGAGGGUUAGUUGAGGACCACUUGAAAGACUCCAGAAAUGGCCCUCUGUUUUCUUGCUUGAUUGCCAAGCAAAUGAAAUCAAUUCGAGAUGGAGAUCGGUUUUGGUGGGAGGCUCAAGGUACAUUCACCAAGCACCAAAUAUCCGAGCUUUCAAAAUCGUCGCUUUCACGUAUAAUCUGUGACAACAGCAAAGUGACUGAAAUUCCACUGGAUGCAUUUAAGUACGGGAAAUACCCAAAUGGUUUUCUGCCAUGCAAUCAUAUUCCAAACAUCAACCUGGAAGCUUGGAGAGAAAAGAAGAAAACAGACAUUUGUGAUUCGCCAGCAGACAUAAAAAACGGGGAUUUUUUGUUGUUUUCAUCCUCAGGCAAAUUGGUUGCACACUAUAUCUGUUACCAUGGUUUCAGAUUAAAGGGAACAGACAAACUUGAAUGCAAUGAAAGUGGCUGGAGUGAUCCACCCCCAGAAUGUAUAGACAGAUAACAAAGCUAGGCUUGUUAAAAUACAUGUUUUUGAUGAUCACUUUCUCUCUAAUUUGUGUGAAAGCGAUUUCUCAAUUUUUUAAUUUGGUUUGAAUUUAUAGUCUUAUCACUGAAUUAAAUUAAGUUUCAUAUGUUCUUGACAAUUAUUUCAUAUAAGUUAUUAUAUCAGAAUCAUAUAUUUCCCUCUAAGUAAUGCAAGUACUGCUUAAAACAUGUAUCUUAUUUUAAGUACAAUCUCUUUCCAUGUAGUUAAAUGUCUGCAAGUCUCUAUCUAUAUCUGAAUGAGGUGAGCCCAUGAAAAAAGCCCAUAGUCUAACGAUGUAAGCCCUCGUAUUAGUAGUAGGCCUAUUAUGAAUGUUAUGAACUGGCUGUUGGUUGUUGCACCGAUAGGAUCUAUGGGAUCAAUUACCACUUCUAUCAGGAAUCAUUCAUGUCCGAGCUUCAACCAUGUAUUGCAUAAAAUGGUAAUACAUUUACAUUUGGCUGUAUGGUUCCACUAUUUUCUGAUGCUCCCUGCUGUAGGACUUAAAGGUGAAAUCCGGUGUAAAAUGGAUUUGGGAUAUAUUUGAUAUGAUAACGAGUUGGGUGUUAGUUUGGGAGCAAAAAAGAGCACAUUGACGCAUUCUUAAAUUGACUGUUUUCAGCCGAUUCUACCAAAACGCUAUAAACUUUGAACGAUAGGGGCAUGGCUCAUGGUAAAAGCUAAAUCGCUAUUCCCUUAUAAGGUGUUCGGGUCUGUGGGACCCGUUUUCAGUUUUUAGCUUAAUAAAAGUGAUACAAAUAAUUAUUUUUUUGAACUAAGAUUCAUUGGCUUUGGCUCAUUUUCUGUGAGGAACAUAAAUCAGAAAACAUUUUCAAGGACCCCCCCCUGUAUACCCCCCCCCAUCACAUUUAUA